GGCCUCCCCUUGCCCUUCUUUCAGAAAUUAUUUUGCCUGUGGGGGUGAGAACCUGAAUAGGAAGUGCUGGGAAUUAUUUCCAUACAGCUGAACUCCCACAGCUCAGUAUUAGGAGGCCACUGACUCAUUCCUUGUGUUGGAAGGAGGCACUUCCUUGAGUGAAAGGCUUAGUGGGGAUGAUUGCAGCUAUUAUCCCACAUUAUCUCAACCCCAUGGCUCUGGGAAACCAUUUCCCUCCUUCCCCCUUUUCCUUCCCCUGGAUUUUCCUUCAGAGCUUUACAUCUAAUUACUUCACGUGAUCCACCUCAGCCUGGGGAGAGGCUUCACAACUAGGGCAUGAGUAAUGUCAUGUCUUUCUGUUGCCAGCAAUAACCUGCACAUUCCCAGGCCCAGAGAGAGAGAGAGGCUAUGAGUGAGAGACAGAGGCCUGGGGUAAUCCCACACUCAGUGUGAAAUAGACAGAACAGCUAGAGACAGGGCAAGAAAGAGAAUGGGAAGAAAACAGAACAGAAAGGUAAGACUGAGCAGGGAGGAAACAGAGCAGGAAAGAGACAGAGUGGGAGGGUGAUGGAACAGGAAGGAGACGGAGUAGGAAGGACAUCGAGCGGGAGAAAAGACCAAGCAGAAAAGGGACAGAGCAGGAAAGAGACAGAGCAGGAAGGACACAGAGUGGGAAGGAGACAGAGUGGGAAAGACACAGAGUGGGAAGGACAUAGAGCAGGUAGGACACCAAGCAGGAGAAGAGACAGAGCAGAAAUCAGACAGAGUGGGAAUGAAACAGAGCAGGAAUGACACAGAGUGGGAAGGAGAUGGAGCAGGAACAACACAGCCCAGGAAGAAAAAGACAGAGCAGGAAAGAGAUAGACUGGGAAGCAAAGACAAGGCAGCAAGGACACAGAGCAGGAAGAAGAGACAGAGCAGGAAAGAGACUGAGUGGGAAGUUGAGACAGAACAGAAAGGAGCAGAGCAGAGGGUGAAGGAGACUGAGCGGAAACUGAGCGGGAAGGAGAAAGAGCAGGAAAAAUACAGGGUGGAAAGGAGACAAAACAGGAAGCAGUUUUACAUUAUUGGGUGCUACAUCAUUCUUAUACAUUUCAGUGGGUAUAAUAGAGAAGAUAAUAACUAUGUUUGCCAUUUGGUAAAGAAUUGGGAUAUGAUGAAUCCCAAGUUAGGGUUUUGUAAGUACCUAUACAGUAUCUAUAUAUCUAAACCAACUUUAGAAGUGAUCUUAUAUGGUUUGGUUUCUUGCUCAUAAGACUCCCUCUUGACUAUUGGAAGCAAUGUGAGUUUGGACUACACAUUUCCCUUCAUUAUUCUGGCACAUAUGGUGUAGAAAUUAUACAGAAACAGAGCACAAUAUAUGUCCUUGUUCUCUUACAGCAGAAAGUGCUAAGAUUUCUUUCUUUCUACUAUUUACUUGUAUGAAGGAUUUUGAAAGAUCCCUUUAUCCUGGCGAAAAGCAAGGAUUCAUUAUUAAUCUUAUAUAUUUGUCUAUUUUUAAUGAGUAUUGCCCAUUGCCCAGAUCAUAGAUUUUCUUCCCACAAAACCAACUCCUUGUAAACCCAGAAGCACCAAGGCAUCCAAAAAAAUCGGGUAGAAAAGGAACCACAUGGCAUAACCUAUGGGUGAUAUCAGGGCAGUGGGCAGAGGUAUGGGGGGAUUUCGGGGUGAAACAAUUGUACCAUCAGAGAUUUAGCUCCAUUGACUCUUAUGUGACAAACAAGUGUAAUGUGAAAUCUGACAACAAAACCUCUGCCCCCUCCAUUGUUAGAGAAAUCAGGGGUCAGUGUUUAUUGCCCACCUUAGUAGAGUUGGAAAUGGAGAUGCUCCCCUCCCCCCACUGCCAUAUGGACUUUCUCUCUGUCAUUUCACAGGCUGUUAAAACACACUGGUUGCACCAGGACAAAGGAAUCAUCUUGGCAAUGCCAGCUAUCCUUUCAUCCUGAUGCCACUUCCUCUGCAAUGUCCCAAAUUUGCCUUUUCCCCACUUGUGGCUGAUGCCCCCGCUCCUUCCACCCGCAGGCACCUCCUGUUCCAAAUGCCACGUCCCUGGCUUUAACUGUUCUCUCCCACAUACCUCAACCUGCUGGUACCUACCACUCUAGCUAUUCCCCUUCUAUAUCUGCCCUGUCUGCUCUCCCUCAGGUACCUCCACCUGCAUGCACCCCCUGCUCCACCUACCACUCCCCUCUGACUUUAGCUUUGCUAUCUGUUUCCCCCCGGGUUUUGUCCACCUUCAGGCACCUCCUGCUCCCCCCAAUAUUCUUCCCCAAUAUUGCUCCUGCCAGAGAAAGUUGAAUUCCAAGGAGGGAAGUUUCCCUGUUGAACUGUUGAGUCUAUAAAUCCCUUUCUCCCAUUGUAUAAAGCGCAUUAGUGACUUGCCUGCUUUGUCUGUGCAGGGAGAGUGGGCUGAGUGUGUCUGUGUGUGCACAGCCGGUUCAUUGGUAAUGUGAUGAUUGUCCUGGGGGACAUUUGAUGGAUUAGAGAGCUAAACAGCUCCAUUGCAAGGCACCACCUGAUGUCAGGCUGCGUCCCAUAUAAAGAGAGGCUGAGUGCUGAGCUCAGCUAUUGCUGCCAGUCCCCCCUCCUCCCUCCAUCCCUCUCUCUGUCUCCCUCACUGCAGAAAGUCAGAGCUGUCCAGUGCUGAAUGUGUUCCACCAUCCCCAGGCUGACAAAGAGGCACCCCAGGAAUCCCCAGUAAGGACUCCCGCCAUGCCCCGCUCCUUCCUAGUCAAGAAGAUUAAAUUAGACGACUUCUCUUCCACUGGGAUUGCUGCUUCUAAUUAUACUCACUUUGAUGAUCCUUGUGUUCUGGGGCAGACGCUCUCCAGCGCUGUAGGAAACUUGGGGGUCACUGUUGCUGAAGAUGGCUUCAUUCCACACUGUAUCACAUCGUCGAAAUAUCAAGUGGGAAAAAAAGCAGAGGGGAAAUUUGCAUCCUCAGACCCCGACUAUACCCAGGUGCACGAUGAUUAUAGCGAUCCCGACAGUCCCCAGUCCAGCCUCUCUACAGGGUAUUUCAGUGGUGAAACUGCAGUCACGGACAGUUACUCUAUGGAUGCCUUCUUUAUUUCAGAUGGGAGAUCAAGGAGGCGCAGUGAGAGUCGUGGGGGCCAGCGACAUAUAUGCAGCGAAUGUGGCAAAACUUAUGCCACCUCCUCAAAUCUCAGCCGGCACAAGCAAACCCACCGCAGCCUAGACAGCAAAAUGGCCAAAAAAUGCCCAACUUGUGGCAAAACCUACGUGUCCAUGCCAGCCUUAGCAAUGCAUAUUCUGACUCACAAUUUGAAACAUAAGUGUAACGUCUGUGACAAAGCAUUCAGCAGACCAUGGCUUCUGCAGGGGCACAUGCGCUCCCAUACUGGUGAGAAGCCGUUUGGCUGUGCCCAUUGUGGUAAGGCCUUUGCUGACCGUUCUAACCUCAGAGCUCACAUGCAGACUCACUCAGCGUUCAAACACUACAAGUGCAAACGCUGCGACAAAACCUUUGCCCUCAAAUCCUAUCUCAACAAACAUUAUGAGUCGGCCUGCUUUAAGGGCUCAGACCACGAGUGUGGCAUUGAUGAGUGAUGUGCUGAUGGGCGCACCCCACAAGAACAUGGCACAAUAUGUAACCCUACUGGUGGUACUGCAAACACCAAAUUAGGGUACCUGGGACAGAUGUGAAUAACACUUUCCCUAUUGCACUUGGCAAUAACUGGCAGCUCAGCAGUUCCAGGCUAGAGACUCAUCAUAUUCCACCUCUUCAUCUCUCCAGAGAAACAAGAGGCACUGCUGUAUGUCUCCAACUGUGCAAUAAGGACGCUUCUCCUCUUUUAUACUGACACUUCUCCUGCUAAGCUCUUAUUCCUGAGUGCACAUGCUCCGUGCUCUCAUGCACCAGAUCCAUUGCUCGUGGAAUAAUCUCAAACGCAACACUCCACAAAUCUCUUGUUUUAGUACAAAACUGAAUCCAACAUUCAAGUAGAAUCAACAGAAUUUAGCAACUCUAUAUGCCAAGAAAACAGAUCACCUUAAAACUCUUGGCCCCUUCAUAUGGGCAGUGUUUAAAGGCCACAUGGUAUUGAGAGUUUUGGAUUUGGUCUGGCUGAAUACUAUGGCUUGCAUACUGUACAUGGUUUGGAAUACUUUAGCCAAGUAUGCAAAAGAAUGUUCAAAGUGGGCCAAAUCCAGAGUUAAAUCUUGAGCUUGUUGCAUCCCUUGAAUGUGAUUGAUUUACUGUCUUACAGAGGGGCUACACAUUAGACUCAUGCUCUUCCUCUACCCUUUAGUAUUUAUUUGAAGUAUUAGAGAGGGGCAACACAUUAGACUCAGUCUCUUCCUCUACCCUAUAGUAUUUAUUUGCAGUAUUAGAGAGGGGCAACACAAUAGACUCAUGCUCCUCCUCUGAACUUUAGUAUUUAUUUGGAACAUUAGGCAGGGACUACAUAUUAGCCGUGUGCUCUUUCUCCACCCUAUAGUAUUUCUUUGGAACAGUUGGAAGGGGCUACUUAUGAGACUCACGCUCUUCCAUUGGUUCAUAGUAUUUAUUUGGAGUAUUAGGGAGGGGCACCACAUUAAACUUAUCUUCCCCCUCAUAGUAUUUAUUUGAUGCACUGGGAGUUACAGAUAUGCUCUUCCUUUCCACCAUAGUAUUCAUUUGGAGCAUUUUAAAGGGGGCUUCUUAUUAUACUCAUGCUAUUCCUAUGCCUUAUAGUAUUUAUUUGGAAUGUUAGAUGCAUGCUCUUCCUCCACUCUAUAGUAUUUAUUUGGAGCAUCUUUUAGUAUUUAUUUGGAAUAUUAGGGAGGGUUUACACAUUAUGCUCAUGUGCUGUUCUUCCACCCUACAGUAUUUAUAUGGAGCAUUAGAGAAGGGCUACUCAUAUGUUGCACCGCUUUCUUACAGUAAUUAUAUGAGCAUUAUUGAGGGGCUACACAUUAUGAUUCAUAAUGCUCCUCCCCUUACACAGUAUGAAUAAGUAAAGGGUGUGACUAGGGUAUUAUGCCUUAGCUCUACAGUAUUUAUAAUAUACAGAGUUUUAUUAAUGUAUUAUUUUGCAGGAAGAUAUUUUCUUUUGUGCCAUAAACCUCUGGUGCCACAGAGUUUGUUAUGCCGUUGGUGAUAUAGAAGUAGCACAAAAUCCAAAUAUCCCCGGGCACUUUUCUUUUCAGCCUGUGCACUUUGUGGCGGUGAAACUGGAAAUAAAUGGGCAUCAAUGGGCUCAAUCACUGCAAGGCGAUGGCAUGUGCACCGCAUUUACUAAUAUGAAAUAACCACAAGGAGAUAUAUAGUGUACCCCACAUUCUGGUAUUUCUCUCUCACGCAUAAUCACUGUUCUUAAAACUGGAGACCAGGCCCAAGUGAUAUUAGGUGAAAUUGACUAUUUUAGGAUCAUACGUCAACCCUCGACCAUUUCAUCAUCCAAUGAGGGAAUACUAUUGCCUGGGACCCCAAGAACAUUGAUCGCAACGGAACCUUUGCAGCUGCCUAUUUAUAUACAAUGCGUUUAUAUUAUUUAUUUAUUUAUUUGCUAGGGUUUGUUAGAUUUUUUUAUGAAUAUGGGGGUGGGGAAUAUAUAUAUAUAUUUGGCGCCAUUCUGGGCGAUGUUUACAGGCCGGAGAUGUGUGUUUCAGCAGAAACCAUCUAAAUGCAUUGAAAAGUCUUCCUCCAGGGUCUCCCAGAACUGUAUGCUUUCUGCAUGGAAAAGUAGGGUGCUCAUUCCCAUGAUGCCUGUGGGAAAUGUAGCACACAACUAUGCAAUUACUCUGUGACUUUACCUCAGUCCAGCUAAGAGGAAGCCAAACUCUUAGGAACUACCCUUAUCAACUCUUGCAUUUCAAACUGGGUUUGUCAGGAAUACGGUCACUAAUGUAAUUCUAACAUCAAGACCUAGGAAUGAUGCCCCCACUAACAGCCAAAAGACAAAACUUGCAUGAAGGACCCAAGAACAAACUUUGCUACCCCCACAGUCAGAACCCACAUUCAGAACCUAGAAGACAUGAUAACAGCACUGGACAUGAUAGGAAAGGCACCAAUCAUACCCUACAAUCUAGGUCUCAGGAGACCCAAGUAAUUUACCUGGUUAAGGAAAAAUAGCAUAGCCCUUGCUAAAGCCACAAUCUAAAUUUCAGGUCCCUGCGGACACUGCAUAGGGUCCACUAGUGCCCCGCUCUUAAACCUAGAUCUCAGGGGAGACCUCAAGUAAGUUCUCUCAGAUAAAAAACUAUCCCAGCCCUGUUACAUCCUUGCUCCAUCACCAGCAAACAUCUUCAUACCCUACACCCUCUAUAGAUCACACUUUUGUUCAGUCUCCCCUUGUGAUCAAUGAUCCCAAUAAUGAUCUCAAUGAUGAAAUUAUCAUGUGAUGACCUGUAUCAGUACUGAUGUCGCCUGAGUUAUUAAAUUCCUAACCAAUAGUGGCUUCCCAAUAUACACAACUGGUUUCAGGUUCUGAGGGGAAGUGGCACAGAUACAUGUGACCUUAUAAAUCAUGUUAAGGAUGUCUAAGCUAAACUAGUACCGUUUAACCUCUGGCUCUCCAUCUUAAUGUUUAAAGUAGGCGCUCCCAUGUAGUCUAUUGCCUGCUAGAGUCACUGAAAGCCAACUUACAGACUGGAUUUAGGAGGGGCGCUCUUUGUGCAUGUUAUAGAAGCACAGUGUAGUAUUUUUUAGAGAAGCAGAUAUAGUUUUUGUACUUCUGUUAUAUGCAAGUAGCAGGACAGAUGCACUUACCUACACACUAAUUGGUCUAGGACUGUGUCUUAGAUCUGUGUACAGUGGCAAGCACUCCCUGCUUGCUGCUCAUGUAAACAUGUAUUGCCAUUAAUGGGGAAAAGAAUAACAUGGUGCCUUGUGGUUACCCAGCACCCUUCUAUAUAGCCGAGCUGUACGUCUGUCUUUAUUUGGGUACAAGCACAAGGGGAGAUUUGUCGCCUUCGUUUAAAUCUACGCGACUGUGACCAUCAAAUCUUCACGAAAUGCAAUAAACUAAAUCGCUGUUGGGAAAACAUACACGGCACCUAGUUGGUAAAGUGAUGCUUCUCUUAUACAGGACCCUGUAGGGGACAACAGAAAGAAUGCAGCUUCUCUGCGGAGCGCUGGGCUGUAUGUAGCUGGGUAACUAAUGUAUAGUGAUUUACUGGCCAACAUAUACGUAAACCCACUUAAGGCUUUUGGAAUUCAUUCCCCUACUUAUAAGCACUGCUUGCCUUCUAUUCUUCCCCUUAAUUUUAUAUACAAUAGAGUAGCAAUCUCUACCUACCUCUAUCUAUGUUGUAUUUGUUUAGAUACAUAUGGGUGGGAGUUGCCAUACUGGGGUAUUCUCUAUAGUGAGAAGGACAAUAAAGACAGCACUCAAAUUGGGAAUACUCUGAGUGCACUUGCUUUUGGGGCUAAAUCUCUACAGGUGUCAGUACUGGCAAUAAAUUAAGCAUCUAUAGUCAGUAUUGCAGCACUGGGGUCCUGGGUUUGAUUCCAGGCAGGAAUCAUGUUCCUUCUGUGUCUACAUCUGCUUCCAUCACAUAUAUACCAGCAGGAUGACUGGCUCCUGAUACAAUUGUCCCUUCUGUGUGUGAGUGUGAAAGGGACCUUAGAUUGUAAGCUCACAGGGGCAGAGACUGAUGGGAAUGGCAGAGGGACCUAAGAUUGUAAGCUCACUGGAACAUGGAUUGAUAGGAAUAUAAUAGGGACCUUAGACUGUAAGCUCCACUGGGGCAGGGACUAAUUGGAAAUGUGAUAUGGGCCUUUAGAUUGUAAGCUCACAAGGGCAGGGAUUGGGUGUCCUAUAUAAAUAAAGGUAAAUAAAAGGCAAUACUCUGGGCCUAUGUCCCAUCCCAUGUAACCAAACCCCCCUUCCUCAAAUAGGUACACCCCAACGUGCCAGGUAGUGCCCCUGUCCUGCCAUCCUGUCAUAUCUACCGUGUAAAUAGCAAGAGAGCAAUAAUUUGCAGUGCAUGCCUCCUUCCCUUCCAUGUGAGAUAAGGACAUAGCCCUGGGUUCCAGUGCUACGGACUCUUAUUUAUUGUGAUGCAAAUCAGGGAGAAUAAAGAUCUGAAUAUUU
Messenger RNA from Xenopus laevis (African clawed frog), 8039 nucleotides. It is a transcript of the gene scrt2.S, whose product is annotated as transcriptional repressor scratch 2. The transcript is spliced from 2 exons. The record is from RefSeq and is a predicted model, not a curated record. NCBI's taxonomy places the organism in Eukaryota, Metazoa, Chordata, Amphibia, Anura, Pipidae. Bases 2713 to 3570 code for a protein of 285 amino acids.